UAGUCCCGACGCUCCAAGAUGAAUGGAGGCAACAUGCUGUAUGUCGGCGACGAAAUUGGAGCCUUAGUUUUCGAUCCAGGGCACCAUUCGUUGCGUGUGGGCUACGCGCAAGAGGAUUCGCCGAAGGCUGAGAUACCCUCUGUUGUCGGCAUUGGAGCAUCCCCAACUCCGGAUACGAAUCUUGAUCCAGAUACCAAAACUGACAACAAUGUGACGCCCAACAGCCCACUCGUCGUAUUCCGAGUCCUGUUCCGGCUGCGCUGCUUUACUAUACAGAAAAGGAUACUUGGUAAUCAGCUCCAGCAGACGUAAAUCGUUCAGAACUAUCAUCGAAUUGCAAUUUGUGUUGGAUAUAUUUAUUUCCAUUGGGCUGACUGAGGAGUCUCUACCGCUUUCGCUGUCCAUUGCUGUGCCAGCUUCGGUACCCAUUUCGUUUUUCGGAUCAGCCAUUAUUCGGCGACGCGACGGAUUUGAUCUUCUAAAUUUUUUGUUGUCCCCGAAUUUUAUAAACAUAUGAAUAUAU
Messenger RNA from Drosophila miranda, 523 nucleotides. RefSeq names its product actin-like protein 6B. Lineage: Eukaryota; Metazoa; Arthropoda; Insecta; Diptera; Drosophilidae. The transcript has 2 exons. The coding region runs from base 19 to 312 and encodes 97 amino acids. The record is from RefSeq and is a predicted model, not a curated record.